Molecule: messenger RNA, 1674 nt
Organism: Striga hermonthica
Lineage: Eukaryota; Viridiplantae; Streptophyta; Magnoliopsida; Lamiales; Orobanchaceae
Source: the annotation of a GenBank genome assembly
AUGAGUCCCACCGAAUCCUCAACAUCACCUAUAUUAUCCUCCACCACCACCACCGCCAACAGCCCCCGCCAGUUUCCGAAAUCCAAGCUCGUAUUCAUCUCCAUGACCGUCCUCCUCUCUCUCCUCCUCAUCUUCUUCAUCACUUCCUCCGCCUCCACCCGCCACCGCCACGCCUCCACCGCCCACCGCGAGGUCUGUCGUGCCUCCCGCAACCCCACCGCCUGCCAGGCCUCCCUAACAAAUUCCCCCACCGUCCUUCUUGCCGUCCAAUCCGCGGUCGCCGUCUCCUCCCGAAAUCUGGACACCGCCGUCGGGAUGGUGCAGGACGUCCUGGCGGAUCGGAACCGCUCGGACGCGGCACGCACGUGCCUGGAGAUCCUGCGGUAUGCCCGUCACCGGAUGAACCUGACUGGGGAGGCGUUGGCGCGUGAAGGCGGCUUGGGGGACGCGCGGGCGUGGGCGAGCGGGGCCCUGGCAUACGAGUACGGGUGCAUGGCGGGCCUCAAGAGCGUGAACGAGACGGAGACGGCUGGGUUCCUCAACUCAUCCCUGAUCCCGUCUACGUCGGACGUGCUCGGGAUGCUGGCCAGCUACUCCGCCUUUGGGGAAAAGACGGAGUUGUGGGCCCCACCGAGGACCGAGAGGGAAGGGUUCUGGGAGCCACUUGUGUCUUAUUCAUCUUCAUCUUCAUCUUCAUCUUAUUUCUCUAGAGGGGUGGAGCUGGGGUUGGAGGCGAACGUGAGCGUGUGCCGUGAAGGUGGGCCGUGCGAUUAUGGGACGGUGCAGGAGGCCGUGGAUGCGGCUCCCAAUAAUAGUGAUUGGCGCUUUGUGAUAGGGAUCAAGGCUGGGGUGUACGAGGAGACAGUUAGAGUCCCGUUGGAAAAGAAGAAUGUUGUCCUUCUCGGACAAGGCAUGGCCAACACCGUCAUUACAGCCAAUGCCAGUGUGGCCCACCACGGCCUCACCACUUACAAUACCGCCACAGUCGGUGUUCUUGGUGAUGGAUUCAUGGCAAGCGGUCUGACAAUACAGAACACAGCAGGUCCGGACGCUCAUCAAGCAGUAGCUUUCCGGUCCGACAGCGACCUUUCCAUCAUCCAAAACUGCCAAUUCAUAGGCAAUCAAGACACCCUUUAUGCCCACAGCCUGCGGCAGUACUACAAAUCGUGCCGCAUCCUAGGGAACAUUGAUUUCAUAUUUGGACACUCGGCUUCUUUUUUUGAGGACUGCCUCAUCUUAGUCACUCCUCGGCAAGUGGAUCCAGAGAAGGGCGAGAAUAAUGUAGUCACUGCCCACGCCAGAAUAGAUCCCGGCCAAUCAACGGGUUUUGUCUUCCGCAACUGCGUGAUCAACGGAACUGAUGCAUACAUGCGUCUGUAUCAUGCGAAACCCGGCGUGCAUAAGAAUUUCUUGGGCAGGCCGUGGAAAGAAUAUUCGAGGACGGUUUUCAUUAACUGCACGUUGGAGGCUCUUAUUGCGCCUGAUGGGUGGAUGCCCUGGGAUGGUGAUUUUGCAUUCAGCACCCUCUAUUUUGGUGAAUUUGGGAAUACCGGGCCUGGAUCUAAUGUGUCCGGCCGAGUAAACUGGAGUAGCCAGAUACCGACCGAGCAUGUGAAUUCAUACACAUUGGAAAAUUUCAUUCAGGGCGAUAGAUGGGUCACUGCAUCUUCUUGA